Molecule: messenger RNA, 2945 nt
Organism: Vitis riparia (riverbank grape)
Lineage: Eukaryota; Viridiplantae; Streptophyta; Magnoliopsida; Vitales; Vitaceae
Product: pentatricopeptide repeat-containing protein At5g24830
Exons: 8
Coding region: 220-1962 (580 amino acids)
Molecular function (GO): protein binding
Source: RefSeq, a predicted model, not a curated record
CACCCUCAAAUGCCCUAGCAACAGUGUCGAGCAAGAAAAUGCCAGUGACUGAUUCGAAUCCGGAUUCGAAUACAAUCUUGUACAAAAAUGCAGUAUGAGUAUUUGUAUUUUUACCAUUCAUGAGCUUUGAAUCGUUCAUAUGUAUUUAAUUUCUGUGAUCAGAUCUUACUAGCUCACACGCUCUGGCCGCCGAGGGCUCGGACACCGUUGAAAUCGACAAUGGCUUUGUCGAUUGUGUUUCAAGAAUCUCAUGUUUUUUUUCGAUUAUUCAAUGCUUGUAUUGAAUCCAUCAAGCAUGAUGUGGCUCAGAUUUUUGCCAACGUUUUCUCCUUCAAACCCUACAGUCCUGCAAACAACAGGGCUUCUGGGCAUGGUAAUCUAUUGCCUUUUGCACUUGAAGAUCUUAUAACAAGUGUUGGUAAUCAAUACCAAGUGACAACUCAAGAUUGGUUUUCACAAAAGAAGGGUCAUGAUGAGGAAAGAGAUCCACGGGUGGUUUUCAAUGUUCUGGAUGCAAUGUUGAAGGAUAGUUUGGAGCGGUUGAAAAUGAUGAGGGAAAGUGUAUCAUUGACAAAGAUAGGCCUCAAUGGCUGCACCUUGGAAGUGGAUUACACUGGAUGUGUAGCCAUGAUUAGGAAUUUAUGUUUGGAAGGUAAGUUACGUGCAGCUCUAUGGCUUCGGAACAAAAUGAUACAGAAAGGUGUUAUCCCUGAUGUGCUGACACACAAUUAUCUUGUAAAUGGACUUUGCAAAGCUGGUGGCUUGGAGAAAGCAGACAAUCUUGUCAGAGAAAUGUUAGAAAUAGGUCCCUCUCCAAACUGUGCUACAUUCAACACUUUUAUCAAGGGUUAUUGCCUUAAUAAUAAUGUAGACAAAGCUCUGUAUCUUUUCUCCACAAUGGCCAAUAGUGGUAUUGGGCCAAAUAAAGUUACUUAUAAUAUAUUGAUACAUGCACUGUGCAAGAAAGGGCUUUUGAAAGAUGCUAGAAAGCUUCUUGAAAAGAUAUUAGAUGAUGAUUGUGGUAAGGAAACAUCCGAUAUAAUCACCUCAACUAUAUUUAUGGAUGGUUGUUUGAAGAAGGGUGAUAUGGUCCAGGCUCUUGUUCAUUGGGAUGAAAUGUUGCAAAGGGGUACCCAAAUAGAUGUUGUUGCAUACAAUGUCCUUAUCCAUGGAUUUUGUUUGAUUCAAGACAUGAACUCUGCAUAUAGAUAUUUCUGUGAAAUGUUUAAAAGAGGUUUGCUUCCUGAUAUUUUUACUUAUAAUACCCUUAUAAGUGGUUUUUGCAAAAUAGGAAACUUUGAUGAAGCUUGUUAUAUCCAUGGUGUUAUGUCAAAAAUGGGUGCUGCUCCUGAUCUGAUCUCAUACAAAAUGAUUAUUCAAGGCUUAUGCAUUCAUGGAGAUGUUAUCAGAGCUAAUCAGUUUCUUGUUUGUAUGCUGGAGAAUUUAAUGGUGCCUGAGCCUCUUAUAUGGAAUGUCGUAAUUGAUGGUCAUGGGAGACAUGGAGAUCUUAGCAACGCUUUGUCCAUUAGAGAUCAGAUGGUGUCUUUUGGUAUUCCGCCAAAUGUAUUUACUUAUAAUGCAUUGAUUCAUGCACAAAUAAAAGGAGGAAACAUUGUUGAUGCUCAUUCUAUAAAGAAGGAGAUGCUUUUAAAUGGUAUUUACCCUGAUGUGGUCACCUAUAAUUUGUUAAUAGGUGCUGCUUGUAAUUUUGGGCGCAUUCAUUUCGCACUUCUGUUAUAUGAUGAAAUGCUGAGAAGAGGGUAUGAACCCGAUAUAAUAACUUACACUGAGCUAAUCAGAGGUUUUUGUAUAAGAGGUCGUGUGAUGGAGGCAGAAGAACUUUUGGCUAAGUUACAGAGAUCUGGUUUAUCCAUUGAUCAUGCUCCGUUUCAAAUACUCAUUCAGAAGUACUGCAGAACAAGAGUGCCUGGACGGGCAUUUGACCUUACCAAACUUGGUUAAUGAGGGAGAAAUGAGUCUUCUCUCCUUACCAAACUUUCAUUAUACACAGGCACAGCACAAUAACUGCUUCUGAAAAACAUUUCAUUGUGAUGGUGGCCAUAUACUAUUUGUUUCAGCUGUGAAAGUUGGAUUUCUCUUGCAGGAGAUUGAUGUUGAAUUCCAGAAUGGCAAAGGUUGAACCGUGUGAACAUAUGCCAUGUGCUGCGAUAAGAAUGCUCAUGCAGAAAGUAGGCUAACCUUUGCUUAGGAAGAAAUUAGAGGGGCACAGUAGAAAAAGAUCCCAAUAUCAUAGUGCAUGGAGCAUCAGGCUUCUGUAUUGAUUGUCAACAUGGGAAUGAAAUGUAUCUGAGAUACCUUGAAAGAUACUAGGAAGAUGAGCACGGGCACAUCAAUGAGAAGUAUUCACAGCAUAUUUACUCUUAAAGCGGUUUAUGACACCUUCUGGUGAUUGCUGAACUUUGAUGCCUUUCGGAGGUAUGUCAUCAACCUUGAAUGGGCUGGGAUCCACAAGUACACCUUCAGAUGCUUUUCUUCUUUCCAUUAUCUUUAGUUUUGACGGGGGAGGAAUAUAAAGACACCGGGCCACAUCCCCAUUUGAGCAUGAGGAAUCUGCAGCGAUUGCAACACUUGACUAGUUGUUAAUGGAGGAUCUGAGCGUGAGAAUUUUCUUCCAAUCUCUGCUAGUGGAACAAUAAUUAGAUUGGAGUUGAUGCCAACUUGGGGCAUAAGAGAGCUUGGUCCUUCUGCAUUUUAUGUGCCUCUUGGCUUUCUUUGUCUAUUAUAUUGCCAAAUGGAUUCUCUUCUGUCUCCGUACCCCAGUAAUAUGUCUCCUGCCUUUCAUUUGGUUCUCUUGUUUAAAAAAUAUUAUGCUCAUACAGUGAAAAUAUGUAAUUACUUCGCUCGUGAUAUUCUAGAGAUGUUGGAAGCCUUUGAACUCCAAGAUGCUCCAUGAAAACUCGCUUCCUCCAUUUUUUUUUCCUCUA